Messenger RNA from Fragaria vesca subsp. vesca, 3561 nucleotides. RefSeq lists its product as uncharacterized. The transcript has 12 exons. The record is from RefSeq and is a predicted model, not a curated record. Bases 1 to 3561 code for a protein of 1186 amino acids. Lineage: Eukaryota; Viridiplantae; Streptophyta; Magnoliopsida; Rosales; Rosaceae. Gene Ontology annotation, molecular function: helicase activity.
AUGAAAAAAAAUGAAACAAGCCUAGUCGAUUUGGUAUUCUCUUGGUCUCUAGAGGAUGUUCUCAAUGAAAAUCUUUACAGAAAUCAGGUGCAGAGGAUCCCCGACACAUUUCACACAGUGACGAGUUACAAGAAAACAUUCAUUCCUUCACUUGUUGAGGAAACUCAUGCUGAUUUACUAUCGAAUGUGUCGAUUCUGCCACAUGCACCUACUUGUGAAAUUCUGACAAUCAUGGAUUCCGAUAAAUCUUCUGAUGACUUGUUUUACGAUGUAACGUAUAAGAGAGAUAUGGAAACUAAUGAGAAUGACAAAGAACUGAUGUAUGAGCCACAGGCUGGAGAUAUCAUUGCCUUGACAAAUGUUAGACCAAAAUGCAUUGAUGAUUUGAACAGGCCUCCAAGGUUCUAUCUUAUAGCCUAUGUUGCUAAAGCAUAUGAUAUUGAUGAAUAUCCUGAUCUCCUCCAGUUCAAAAUAGUGUCAUCGAAGCCUAUCAACUAUGGAGAGCUACGCAUGAAUAAGAGCAAGAGAGAAACACUUUUUGCUGUCCGUCUUAUAAACUUGAUUACAAAUGUCCGUGUAUGGAAGGCUUUGAACUCAGAAGAGGGGAAUACAAAUAUCAUUAACAAAGUUCUGCAACCCAAGCCAGAUGAUGGGGAUUCUUGUUCAGUCUGCUUCUCCAAAGAAAAAUGCUGCACUAGAAUUUCUGAUAUAUGGCCUACAAUUCGCUCCCAAAAUCUAAAUGAUUCCCAAGAAGCUGCAGUUUUGAACUGUAUCAAUUUGUCUCAAUGUCAUCACCAGAAUUCUGUAAAAUUAAUAUGGGGUCCUCCUGGUACUGGCAAGACAAAGACAAUGAGUCUGACACUCUUUGCGCUAUUUCAGUUGAAGUGCAGAACUCUCACAUGUGCUCCCACCAAUAUUGCCGUGCUAGAAAUUGCAGCAAGGCUCCGAAGAUCGGUUAAUCAGUUACUUGAGUAUGGCGGGUAUGGACUAGGAGAUAUAGUUCUCUUUGGUAACAAAAAGCGAAUGAAGAUUGACAAUAAAGAUGAUGUGCGUGACAUAUUUCUUGAUCAUCGUGUUAAAAUCCUCAUCAAGUGUUUGGUUCCUUUGUCUGGGUGGAAACAUUUGUUAUCAUCAAUGAUACAUUUACUUGAUGAUCCAGUGGAACAUUAUUCUAUGUAUUUGCAAAAGAGAGCUGCAAAGCAAAAACAGAAUGCAGAAAAAAAUGAGGAGGAUGAUCGAACUGAGGAUUAUCUUUUGACAUUUGAGGAGUUUGUGAAGAAUGAAUUUGAUUCAGUCAGUCAGGACCUGAAGAUUUGUAUGACAGGUUUGUACACCCACUUACCAACUUCUUGCAUUUCACUCGAAGUGGUAAAGGACAUGGUAAGAGCUUUGGGUUUGCUCAAGUCUAUUAAAUCUUCAUUGCAUACUAUUGGUGCUGCUAAUGAAGGAUUGAAGCUAGUCCUCAAUGACUUCAAAGUUCCCGGAAGCACUGUUGGUUGCCUCAGGCAGCUGAGAACAAAAUGUACAAACACACUGAAGUCCCUUCCAAUGGAAUUCUCUGUUCCUAUUUCCGAAUAUGCAUUAAAGGACUUCUGCCUAGAAAAUGCUUGCUUAAUAUUCUGUACCGCAUCAACUUCUUCCAAAUUGCAUAUUGUAGCAGAAACAAGACCAUUGGAAUUGUUGGUCAUUGACGAGGCUGCUCAGCUUAAAGAAUGUGAAUCAGCAAUUCCUUUACAAAUAUCUGGUCUCCGCCAUGCUAUCCUUGUAGGAGAUGAGUUGCAACUCCCUGCCAUGGUUCAAAGCAAGAUUGCAGCAAGUGCUGAUUUUGGAAGAAGUUUGUUUGAAAGGCUGGCAAAGUUGGGACACAAGAAGCACCUGCUCAAUGUCCAGUACAGGAUGCAUCCAUCCAUCAGUUUAUUUCCAAAAAAGGAGUUCUACGACAACCAGAUAGUAGAUGGUCCAAAUGUUAAAGAAACAAGCUACAAGAGAUUCUUCCUCAAGGGAAAAAUGUACGGAUCUUAUUCCUUCAUAAAUGUUGCCAAUGGAAAAGAUGAAUUUGAUCACAGACGUAGUCGGAAAAAUAUGGUGGAGGUUGCUGUAGUCUCUGAGAUAGUAGCAAGCCUUUAUAAAGAAUUUAGAAGGACAAAGAAGAAAGUUAGUAUUGGUGUCAUAUCACCAUACAAGGCUCAAGUUUAUGCAAUUCAAAAGAUACUCACAAAAUCUACUGGAACUUCUGAUACUGGCUUCUCCGUAAGUGUGCGAUCUGUUGAUGGGUUCCAAGGUGGUGAAGAAGAUGUGAUAAUUAUAUCUACUGUGCGAUGUAAUGGGAACGGGUCAGUUGGUUUUAUGUCAAACAUGCAAAGAGCAAAUGUUGCACUUACACGUGCAAGGUAUUGCCUUUGGAUAGUGGGUAAUGCGUCAACUUUGGUUACAAGUGACUCUGUUUGGAAGAAGCUUGUCCUUGAUGCCAAGAAACGGAACUGUUUUCAUAAUGCUGAUGAAGACAGCAACUUGGCUCAGGCUAUUACAACUGCCCUGCUAGAGCUUGACCAACUUCAUUCUCUGCUUAAUAUCGGCUCUAUGCUGUUCAAAAACGCUAUAUGGAAGGUUUGCUUCACUGGUGACUUUUUGAACUCCAUAAGAAAAAUUAAAGAUACUGCGAUUCUAGGGGAAGUGCUUGCGUUAUUAACCAGCCUUUCACGUGGAUGGCGCUCUCCUCACAAGGAUAAAGGAAAUGUAGUGUAUGAUGGAACUUCUGCUCAGCUGUUAGAGAAGUAUAAAAUCAAAGGGCACAUGAAUAUCAUUUGGACUGUAGAUAUUAUCCAGGAGAAUGCACAUUAUGUCCAAGUUAUAAAGUUUUGGGAUAUUUUGCCAUUUUCUCAUUUACCAGAACUAGCAAAGCGUCUUGACAUUGUUUUUGGAAAAUUUACAGUGGAUAAGAUGAACCGCUGCAAGCACAAAUGCAUUGACAGGGAUACUGUUGUUCCAAUGAGAUGGCCGGUGGUUUUCAGCAACUUCCCUGUAGAUGAUCAUGACGAGUUCCUUUCAAAGCCAUUGUCUUCUCUCAUUAUUACAGCUAAUCCAAGAACGUCGACAACAGCAUAUGGGGAGACAGCAAAAGCAGUAAAAUCGAUUAUCCGUUCUAAGAACAACAUUAAUAAAAAAGAAAGAUUGGAAAUUGCAGAAAGAUACAGUAACAAAAGCAGUUCAAAAAGCAUCGUGAAUCGAAGAAUAAAAUCAUCAUGGAAACUAAAAGUUGGAGGGUGUAGUUCGCAAAACACCAAAUUAUCUGAACACCAUGAAACACCGUCAAGCCAAUAUCAAGCCGACGGGGUGAAAGACAAAGACUCAGAUGACAUGAAUCGGUUUUACUUGAGGACAGAUGACGCAGAUCACUAUUCGGAUGUAUCUGCAGGGAGGAGAGUAAAGUCAGUAAACUGGCAAAAAAAGUUGAUUGGAGCUGGCAUGGAGGAUGCUGAUUUUUCUGUUAAGUCAACUGGAGACAAAAAGAAGUCGAUGAAAAAUCAGAAAAGGGUCUGUGUUAAAGGCACCAGAACCUAA